GAAUUAUGCUGAAGUACGCAAUGAGUCACAUAAGAGGGUGCUGCUGUAUCCAACAAAAUCUGAGAACACUGAGAAGUUCAUUCAGACCAUCCUGAGGCACCUAUAUGGGCUCAUCCUAUCAAGAUCUCUCUAUUACAGAGCAGUGACAAUACUGAUAAUAACCUUCAGAAGAACAUGAUGCUGCUGAAUAAGUUUCCUGCAUGGCUCUCUGCAUUCACUCUGAUUUUGCUGACUCAAGAGCCAGUCUCUACAUCAGAGGUCACGGCCUGCGGGGUGGCAGUGGAUCCACCUGCUAAUAUUGAGAUAACAGACCCUGGCCUCCUGGGUUACCUCAGUAUCCACUGGACUCGGCCAGCCAGCCUUCAGAACCUUACAGGCUGCACAGUACGAUACCAGCUCAGAUACUAUGACACCUACGAGGAACGAUGGAGGAGUGUCCGAACUGUCAAGCUGACUUAUGCUGCUCAGUUUGACCUUGAGAAACCAGUCAAGGUGAAAAUCCUCACUGUGCUGAAGUGUGCCUGCACCAAUGAGGCAGAAGUCCAAGGGCAGGAGAGAGAGUGGGUCCAGACACCUGAACCUACAGGUGUGGCAGGAUCAGGAAUAAGAGAUUUUCACUGUGUCUACUAUGGUAAGGAGUACAUGGAAUGCACCUGGAAGUCAGGACCUGUCCAGCCUCCGAACUCACAGCAUUACCUCUAUUACUGGCACAGGGAAAUGGAUGAAACAAAGGAGUGUCCAGAAUACAUCGUAUUACCUGAGGGUCGUAGGGGAUGCAGGUUUCCUCGAGAAUCACUCUUGGAGUUCUCCAAGUUUAAUUUAUGUGUAAAUGGAUCCUCUCCAACAGGAAGUCUGAGAACGGCCUACUUUUCUAUUGAGGUCCAAAACCAUGUAAAACCAGCAGUGGUCUCCAAUAUGGAUGUCUCGGAGAUUGAUGGAGGUUUGAAGUUAGAUUGGUCACCUCCUAGUGGUCAGGUGCCAGAACACUGCUUGGAAUAUGAGGUGGAAAGCAGCACUGCGAUGGAAAAUGGCAAAGAGAAGCAGGAAAUGGUGGUUACACAGAAUUUAGCGGACACAUCUUAUGGCCUUCUGAGAGGGGUAGAAAGUCAGACAACUUGCUUUCGAAUCAGAUCAAAGGUGAACAUGUACUGCGCUGAUGGAGGAAUUUGGAGUGACUGGAGCCAAAAAAAGUGUACAGAAGAUAAGGAAACUCAAUACAUCCCAGCAUGGAAAUAUCUCGGUCUGGUGGGCCUGGUGGUCAUUGGCAUUGGCAUUCUUUCUCUUUCAUUAUGGAUAUUACAGAAGAUUUGCAUAAAAAAAAUCAUCAAAAAGGAUCCCCUCUAUAUUUUAUACAAGGAAAAGGUCAACAAGACCAUGCCCACUAUCCUCAGCCCUAUUUUCAAGUGAUGCUCUCUAUGACCUGCUACGCUGAUCUACUGUUUUAGCAGUCCUAAACUACACUAAAAGCACUCUACUCAGAGAAAAAAAACCUGAGAACACCCUUAGUGCAUUUAAAGUGAUAGCUGAUAGAACCAGUAAUCUUGUGAAAUGGAUAUGUAGGGCUGGGCGAUAUAUCUAACGAUAUGAUCAUGCACAUUUAGUCAGUAAAUCUGGUUCCGUGAUUAGCGCUAAAUUGCCAUCACCUGCUUUUAAAUGGAGCGGCACUUAAUAGACAGAGCCGUAGAUCACUGACAAGCUA
Molecule: messenger RNA, 1699 nt
Organism: Carassius carassius (crucian carp)
Lineage: Eukaryota; Metazoa; Chordata; Actinopteri; Cypriniformes; Cyprinidae
Product: interleukin-13 receptor subunit alpha-2-like
Exons: 10
Coding region: 175-1407 (410 amino acids)
Biological process (GO): cytokine-mediated signaling pathway
Cellular component (GO): external side of plasma membrane
Molecular function (GO): cytokine receptor activity; protein binding
Source: RefSeq, a predicted model, not a curated record